CUCUGAUCAAUCACCUUGGUUACUACACGGCGUGAUUUUUGUUAGAAGCCCAAUGUCAAAUGAAAACAUUGUAUUGUUUUGAACUAUAUCAAGCUAAAAGCAACAGAUCCAUAAAGAUAUGGUGUAAUGGACUCUAAAGAAGAUUUAGAUGAACUCACAGAAAGCUUUGCUAAAGAUUUGAGAGCUGCAACACCAAUAAACCCAAUUGACCCACUGCAGCCUAAUAUUACAUACAGAGAUCCCAGCAUAGGUGGCUAUCAUUCAAGAUGCAGUUCAGCCUUAAGUGACAUCCAUGGCUUUAGCUUUGACACAUAUUCUUCUGAGGCCUAUGAAAUAAAUGAUGUCCUUUUCAAAAGCCGAGAUUCCAAAAGAAGAACCACCACUCCGACCAAAGGGUUUCUGGCUGCCACCAGUUAUGGAAAGAAUCCAAUGAACGUUGACCAUCAUCAAAGCUUUGUGCGUAGAGCGAUUUCACAGCUUGGAACGCAACAAAGGCUACAGCCUUCCUCACAACAACGUAGACACGAAGAGGAAAAAAAUUCAAUCGAUAAAGUUAAGUCCAUGAAGCGUUUAGCACAGGUUGUUCCUCACAGAAUCGAUAUGCUUUACUACAUGUCCGGGCGGAGUGCUAAUAUGAGUCAGAGGUAUCAGCUAACUGACUUGGAGAAAGCCCGUAUACAAGAAGCUAGUUAUAGGAAAACAAGAAGUUCAGCAUUGUGUAAAAGACAUGCAAAUAGUAGUGCAUCAUCGCAGUUGUCAGGCAAUCGGCAUCUGCGGGCCGCUGGUGUCGAUUUUAGAACCAAUUUUUCUCGCCCUAACAGCCCUGUGAGAAAGAGACUUGGAGGGCCUGGUGACCAAAAUAAGACCCGCGAAGAUCGGGGUACCAACACCUCGAACGAGGAAACCCAAUUAGGGGAAAAGAAAGAAGCAUUAAAGACUAAACCUAUCGAUAGAAGUCGGAAACUGACAAUACGAAGUUCGUAUGACAUGCAGACAGUUGAUGAUCCUCUACGUUUGGAGUCCUUGGGCUUUGAUAUCAACGAAGACGACGCAAGCGCAAUGAGCAUUGUGAGCAAGCGACAGAGGCUGGCUUUCGAAGCAAUUUUCGAUGAUAUCGACUUUGACUCAAAUGGCAAAGUCACUUUUAACGAACUUGUAAGGGGACUUUUUGCGAAUAUUUCAAAAAAAGAUGCAAGGAGCUUGAUGCAGGUUUUUGAUGUUGACAAGAACAAGAUCAUUGAUCGCAGAGAAUUUGUAGCAAUUUGUGCAUUGAAUGAUCGUUUGUGUGGAAUCAGAACAGAGUCAAAGUAUGAUUGCUUGCGACUUGAUCUGCAUAAUCUUAUAAAGCACCUUCAGGCAUACAGGGCAUUGUUUGAGAUGUUGGAUCAAGAUAGCGAUGAAAAGAUUCACAUUGAUGAAGUCAUGCUGAUCAUGGCAACUGCAAUGGGAAGAGACGUUGGUACCAAUGAGACAAUUGCACGCACUGUGAUGAAAUCAUUAGACACAGACGACAAGGGGUUUAUUGAUUUCGUAAAUUUUCUGACAUUCAUCCCAUUUUUCCUGAAACUUCAUAACACCAUGAUGAACCAAGAGGAGCUCAAACUAGGGGAAAUCAGAGAAACCAAAGAGAAUAUAAGGGACCAACUGAGGCAUAAAACGAUAUCAAGUACAUAAUGCAAAUUAGCCAACCCUGAUAUCAAUUAAUCAUUUAAACUAUUCAAAAUAGAUAAUUCAUUAGCCUUAGCCAAUUUCUAAGUGGCAUACCAACAAGCAGGACAAUGAAAAGUAUGCCUUUGCCCUUAAUACAAAAUUUAUUUAAUAAUAUGUCGAAUGUUUGUAAAAUAUUUCUUUUUAUGUUCAAAUUUCAUUUUUGUUCAAAGAAUUUUGGCAGAAAUGCUAGAAAUCCCUAUAGUAUGAAUAUCACAAUUCAGUUUCACCAAAUUUGAUUUAAGUAUUACCUUAAAUUUGUAUUAUAUAUAGAAAUAUUAGAUACUUGAAAAUGUAA
Rhopilema esculentum is the source of this 2005-nucleotide messenger RNA. RefSeq lists its product as uncharacterized. Lineage: Eukaryota; Metazoa; Cnidaria; Scyphozoa; Rhizostomeae; Rhizostomatidae. The record is from RefSeq and is a predicted model, not a curated record. Gene Ontology annotation, molecular function: calcium ion binding.